AAUCAGCUGUUUUGGGUGGUAGAUCAAAACAAAGACAAUUUUAGAGAAAAAUUGUUUAUAAUUUAAAAACCUCGGAGAUACCAGAGAUUCCGAUGGAUGGCCAUCUGCGCCUGCACAAGGUGGGCGACUAUGCCGCACCUAGUCUCCAGGAGAAGUCCAGCAAGGCAGGCGGUAACAUGGAACAGCUUUCGGGAGUGAUGAUAAUUAUAAUAAUUAGUGGCGGAGUACUCACCUGCCUGAUGUUGUUUAUCUUCGCCAAGCGGCAGAUUAUGCGUUUCCAGCUGCGUGGACGCCGUGGGCCCCAUGUCCCAGUGGGCAACGAUGCUAAGAAGGCGUUGCGGAGGGAGAUUGAGCGACGGCUAGACUGUAUUCAGAAAAUUACUCAAGAACCAAAACUGCUUUGGAACGAUGGCGAAAAGUACAUCGUUCAGCCAGAGCAGGAAGCACCGCUGCCGCCUUACUACUACCGCAUGAAGGCGGUGGACGAUGUGAAGCUACUGGAAUCGGAGAUUGCCCGAGCGGAUGGCAGCUCACGUCAUGCCCCUGAAAGUCUGAGGGCCUUCCUGCUGACCACUUUAUCAGUCACGUUGAACGGAGCUGGACAGCGAAUGAUACAUCAGUACUGCGAUAUGUACGAGCACGCUAGGCAUGAUCCCAAUGAGUUCGGGAAGGAUGAGUACGAGGCCUAUCACCAUUUGCUGCUAAAACUUCUGGAAGCAUCAAAACAGCUAAAGAACUAUAAUUCUCGGAAGGCUUCCCCAGCUCGAACACCCCGAAAGCAAACUAAAAUGCAUUCUCUGCUGGAUCCCGCUCGCCUCCGACCUCCAACUACCUUGGAAAAUGUGCAAACCAGCAGUGAACUUACGACUGGACAGCAUGCCAAGGUGAAUUUGACGCUAGGUCUACAGGGUGGUGGUGGUGGAGGUGGCGAUGGAGAUGCUGAACUAGCCACCAAUCCGCUUCAUCUACAGGCGCCAUCCGACAGGGAUCUCAUUAUACGCAAUAGAAUAAAGACGCCUACCCUGGACGACAUCAUAGUGGAGGCCGAUCAUCACCAGAGUAGCGAUGCAGGCAUUAUGGAAGACAACGAAAUCAAAAGCAUUUCGUCCAUGCAAUUUCAAAGGAACUCUAGCAAUGUCUGAUAUAACUUCCAAAAAAUUGCCCAGAACUGGGUCAGUUGUUAUUAAGAUUCGGUGACGUAGUCAGCCAUUUAAAACUUUUGGCUUUCCCCAGGGGGCAGCCUCUGAAAAUCGAUAUGCUAUAUGAAGAUUUCAUGCUACCCACAGAUUUGUAUGAAAAAAACGAUAAAGAUGUGGAACCCAACAAGAACAUACGUCUUACUAAUCUGGCAAAAGUGAUUCAUAGUUUCCAAAUAAACAAAGAAUUUCUGUCCAAGAUUAAAA
Drosophila eugracilis is the source of this 1403-nucleotide messenger RNA. Its product is annotated as protein C1orf43 homolog. The transcript has 2 exons. Bases 93 to 1142 code for a protein of 349 amino acids. The record is from RefSeq and is a predicted model, not a curated record. NCBI's taxonomy places the organism in Eukaryota, Metazoa, Arthropoda, Insecta, Diptera, Drosophilidae.